Messenger RNA from Austrofundulus limnaeus, 1462 nucleotides. RefSeq names its product interleukin-1 beta. Gene Ontology annotation, biological process: regulation of non-canonical NF-kappaB signal transduction; inflammatory response; cellular response to lipopolysaccharide. The transcript has 5 exons. The record is from RefSeq and is a predicted model, not a curated record. NCBI's taxonomy places the organism in Eukaryota, Metazoa, Chordata, Actinopteri, Cyprinodontiformes, Rivulidae. Bases 373 to 1113 code for a protein of 246 amino acids. Gene Ontology annotation, molecular function: cytokine activity.
UUUUGUCAGGUUCACUCCUGACAACUGAUUUUCUAGUGUCACAACGUUUCUGUGACGCUGCAUACGUGCCUGAACCGGCAUCUGGGGGGCUUGCACGACAUCAGAGCUGCUGUUAAUAGUGCAGCAGAACCCAUGUUUCACAAUCGCCUCCCCUCGGUGUGUAAGUACAAGGUUUCAUCAUCAGACACGGGCACAAUGAGCUCUGCGAAGGCCGUCCCACUUCCUGUGUGAGAAAAUUCCCUCCUGAAACGGCUUUAAAAAGGAGUGAGUGUCAGCUGAGAGAGACAGAACAACAGGACAGCUGAUAACCAGCAAACAGCUCAAACAGCUCCUCCAGGCUCCAGCAGCUCUUUUUAUCUGUAAAAAAAAAAAAUGGAAUCCAAUGUGUGCAACCUGAGCAACAUGUGGACCAAGAAGAUGCCCGCAGGACUGGGAUUAGAGAUUUCCCAUCAGCCACCAUCCAUGAGGCACGUUGUUAAUCUGAUCAUCGCCAUGGAGAGGCUGAAGGCCGGCGUGGCCGAGAAGGUGCUGAGCACCGACUUCAGGGACGAGAACUUGAUCAGCAUCAUGCUGGAGAGCGUCGUGGAAGAGAAACACUUCUUUGAGUCCCAGUCGGGUGCACCGUAUCAGUUCCACAUGUUCGAGGAGCACGAGUGCAGCGUCACAGACAGCCGUCAGCGGAGUUUUGUUCUGGUCAAAGACAGCAUGGAGCUCCACGCCAUGACGCUGCAGGCCGCCAAUCUUCACCACAAAGUUUUCCUGAACAUGGCGAUGUACACACACAACCCCUCUGCAUCCAGCCCUGGUGCCCUGCUUGUUGCUCUGGGCAUCAAAGGCACAAACCUGUACCUGUGCUGCCAACAAAAUGGCGACACACCAACUCUGCACCUGGAGGCAGUGGACAAAGAAACUCUAUUGAACAUCGAUUCAGAAAGUGAGAAGAAGCGCUUCCUCUUCUACAAACAGGACAAGGCAGUGAACCAGAGCACUUUCACAUCUGCUUCCUUCCCCAAGUGGUACAUCAGCACGUCGACAGAGGACAAGAGGCCGGUGGAGAUGUGCCAGGAAACCACCGACCGAUACAUAAAAUUCAAAAUUCAGAGUCUGAAUUAAAAACUGCCGGAGGCUGACAGUUUGUGGAUCUGAGAAAAGCCCUGCUGUUGUUUGCUAAAAUAACGUGCAAGUUUUACAUAGUACUUUAUUACUGUAUGUACCAAGUACAGAAGGAGAAAUGCUCAUUGUAUUGACUUUGUCAAGUUUUACCAAAAGGUGGCACCAUUGUGUUGUUUGGUGAGCCAUUUUGUGUAUUUAUUAUUUGAAAUGACUCAAAUUGUUGUGAAUUUUAAAUAUUUAUUUAACUAUUUAUGCACAGCUUUUACUCAAGCACUUGUCUAUAUAAAAUCUGCUUACUGAACAUAUUUAAAUAAUGUGCAGAAAUCUUAAAUAAAGCCUUUUAAAAAUA